Callorhinchus milii (elephant shark) is the source of this 3413-nucleotide messenger RNA. RefSeq lists its product as uncharacterized. The transcript has 14 exons. Lineage: Eukaryota; Metazoa; Chordata; Chondrichthyes; Chimaeriformes; Callorhinchidae. Gene Ontology annotation, biological process: protein ubiquitination. The coding region runs from base 1 to 3141 and encodes 1046 amino acids. The record is from RefSeq and is a predicted model, not a curated record. Gene Ontology annotation, molecular function: zinc ion binding; ubiquitin-protein transferase activity; protein binding.
AUGGCUUCCAGACACCAGAGUCUGAACGAGGAGUUAAAUUGUCCGGUUUGUCUGGAGAUCUUCACUAAUCCGGUCACCCUGGAUUGUGGUCACAGCUUUUGCCGCUCCUGUAUCUGCUGUAACCAGAGCUGGGAAAAGAAGGAGAGAAAUGCCUGUCCCGAAUGUAGAACAGUCUUUUCCAAGAGAACCAUGAGGUGCAACUGGGUCUUGGCGAGGAUGGUGCAGAAAGUUCGACAGCUGAACCCGGCCCCGAAAGAGACAGAAAGAAGACCUUACUGUGAGGAGCAUCAGGAGGAACUGAAACUGUUCUGUGAAACAGACAAGAAACUGAUGUGUGUGGUUUGCAGAGACGCCCGAGAACACAGAACCCACAGCUUCAUCCCCGUAGCGGAGGCUGUUCGGAUCUAUAAGGAUAAAGUGCAAUCCUCCUUAGACUCUCUCACACAGAGGAAGGCCGCAGCUCUGGAAGCUGAAGGGAAACAGAAAGAAAAGAUUUCACAAGUGAAGGAACAGGUGAACAGUCACCAGAACCACAUCACGGCUGAGUUUGCUAAAAUGCACCAGAGCCUCACUGACAGAGAGCAGCGUGUGAUCCGAGAGCUCAGACAGCGAGAGGAGGAGGUGUUACACCGAAUGGAUAAAAACCUGCGAGAGAUUCGGGGCAAAUUAAAUUCUGUUCAGCAAAAGAUCUCAGAGUUACAGAAACAGAUGGAGACAGACGCUCUCACCUUUCUGCAGGAGGAAACUGCUCGGAAAAGAAGGAUCAGUGAUGAAGAUUAUACACUGUCACUAUCUGAGGGGGAUCUGCCGGUGGGGAUAUACAAAGGGCCUCUACAGUACACAGUCUGGAGAGACAUGAGACACAGCAUCAGCCCAGCUCCGGCCGCUCUGACUCUGGAUCCUGACACAGCCCAUCCCCGGCUCAUCCUGUCUGAGGACCUGACCAGUGUGAGACUCGGAGACAAACGGCAGCCGCUCCCUGACUCCCCGAAGAGGUUUAGUAACUAUCCCAUCGUCCUGGGAUCUGAGGGCUUCACAUCAGGGAGACAUUACUGGGAGGUGCAGGUGGGCAACAAGACAAUGUGGAUUGUGGGAGUGGCCACAGAAUCUGUCAACAGGAAACAACCAACCACUUGGUCACCAGAGGGUGGGGUCUGGGGUAUGGGGUUGGGGGGUGGGGUCUAUAAGGCUCUGACCUCACCCCCCACCCGCCUGCCCCUGACAGUGAGACCCGGGAAGAUCGGGGUUUACCUGGACUAUGAGGGGGGACAGGUGUCAUUUUACAACGCUGACAACAUGUCCCAUCUCCACACUUUCACCCACACUUUCACUGAGAAGCUUUAUCCUCUCUUCUGUCCCUGUAAUAGUGAAGGCGGGAAAAACUCGGAGCCUCUGAGAAUCUGCCGGUUAGACAGAGCCCCUCCUGCAGCACCAGAGCGGGAAUGGGCUGUGGCCAGACCGGGCGGGUCUCUGGGUGUGGGGCUCCCCGUUGAGAUCAGGUUUCUAUUGGAGCCUUUUGUCGGCGGCGGCAACGACGACCCCCUGAAGGGGGAGAGCGACGAGGGACGAGGCCUGAAGCCCAGAGACAGCAGCAGAAUAAACUUUGCUCCGUUUCCUCAAUCUCUGUGGCGCUUUUCCACAAUCUUCACCUUAGCAGUUCCAAAGGUGAAAGUGAUCGACGUGAUCUGCAGUGAAGGAGUGGGACACACACAGCACAGAAACACUGAGACCAUGGCUUCCACACACCAGCGUCUGAACGAGGAGUUAAUUUGUCCGGUUUGUCUGGAUCUCUUUACUGAUCCCGUUAUCCUGGAUUGUAGCCACAGCUUCUGCCGCGUCUGUAUCACACGGUGCUGGGAAAAGCUGGGGGAGAGCUCCUGUCCUGUGUGUAAAAAGACUUUCCCGGAAAGAAACCUCAGAGUCAGUCGGGCACUCGCGAAUCUGUCGGAGACAGCUCGGGAAUUGAACCUGGACCCGAAAGACAUGAGAAUUAAACUUCUCUGUGAGAAACACCAGGAAGAACUGAAGCUGUUCUGUGAAACUGACAAGAAGUUGAUCUGUUCCAUCUGUAGAGAUGCACGAGAACACAGAGAUCAUAGCUUCCUACCCAUUGACGAAGCUGUUGAAAUCUACAAGGAUAAAGUGCAAUCCUCCUUAGCUUCUCUCACAAAGAGGAAGGCCACUGCUCUAGAAGUUGAAGUUAUACAGAAAGAAAAGAUUUCACAAGUGAAGGAACAGGCGGACAGUCUGGAGAACCACAUCACGGCUGAGUUUGCCAAAAUGCACCAGAGCCUCACUGACAGAGAGCAGUGUGUGAUCCGAGAGCUCAGACAGCGAGAGGAGGAGAUAAUACACCGAAUGGAGAAAAAUCUGCGAGAGAUUCGGGGAAAAAUAGCUUCUGUUCAGCAAAAGCUCUCAGAGUUACAGAAACAGACGGAAAAAGAUGCGCUCACCUUUCUGCAGGAGGAAGCGGCUCGGAAGAGAAGGGUCAGUGAGGAUGAUUUUCACCUGUCAUUAUCUGAGGGGGAUCUGCCUGUGGGGGUAUUCAAAGGGCCUCUACAGUACGCAGCCUGGAAAGAGGUGCUGGACAAUAUCAGCCCAGUUCCGGCCUCACUGACUCUGGAUCCCAACACAGCCCAUCCACGGCUCAUCCUGAACCAGGACCAGAACACAGUGAGAGAUGGAGGGAACAGACAGAAGCUCCCAGACAGCCCCAAGAGGUUUGAUUGCUGUGUCUGCGUCCUGACAUCUGAGGGCUUCACAUCGGGGAGACAUUACUGGGAGGUGCAGGUGGGCAACAAGACUGGGUGGGAUGUGGGAGUGGUCAGAGAGUCCAUCAACAGGAAAGGGAAUGAGAUGGCGUUGCCGGAGGCUGGAUACUGGAUUAUAUGGUUGAGAAACGGGGAUGAAUACAAGGCUGCCACUUCACCUCGUACCCUCCUAACCCCGAACACGAAACUCAGGAAGAUCGGAGUGUACCUGGACUACGAGGAGGGACAGGUGUCAUUUUACAACGCUGACACCAUGUCUCAUCUCCACACUUUCACCCACACUUUCACUGAGAAACUUUAUCCUUAUUUCAGUCCCUGUUUCAUUGAAGGUGGGAAAAACUCAGAGCCGCUGAGAAUCUGCCGGUUAUAACACAUUUUACCUCAGUUUCCAUGUGGUUCGCUGUCUCUGGUUUCUGGGAAUACGGGGUGGGAGUGGGUGGGGGGGUGUUGGUGGGGAUUUCAGAAGGAGGUGAAGAGCUUCCAGUCUCCAAAGAUGAUGUGUGGUGUGACGGACGUUAUAUAAAUGAAAGUUGUUGCCUGGGCGCAGGGUUUCCUGUUGACAUCAGUUUUCUGUUGGUUUGUGUCUGGAUUGUACCCAAAGUGUAAACUUGGCUCAAAAUAAAGCGUCUGAUACAACGUCAA